GACCACCAAUAUGCCAAUUAAAGUGUAAUAUUUAAUUGAGGCCAUGGAGGAAGGGAGGAGCCACGAUACCAUGGACCCGGAAUUGUGGAAGGCAGCAACCUCCGGAGAUACAACAUUCAUUGAAGGAGUUAUUCGAACAGACAAGAUGCGCCUUGGCAAGGCUACCAUCGAUGGCAACUCGGCGCUGCACAUCGCCGCAAAGCACGGCUAUGUGGAGAUCGCCAGGAAAGUGAGCGAGCUAGAGGAGCCUUCCCUCCUCCAGCUGCCCAACGAGAGCGGAGAUACGCCCCUGCACUUGGCGUCGGCCGCCGGCCAUCUCGAUAUAGUGAAUCUUUUCAUCGAGCGACAUGAGCGACUUAGGCAGCACCACCGGCCGUCAUCUGGUGGUGUUGAGGAAGACGGGAUGCCGAUGGACAACGAAAUCGGGAACACCGCCCGACAUGCGGCAACCAUCGGUGGCCAUGUCUCUGUUGUGGAACGGCUUCCGUGUGCCGCUCCCGAGAGUGUGCCCCCUGGGAUCCUCAAGGAGCGCCAUCGGCCGUCAUCUGAUGGUGUUGAGAAAGACGGGAUGCCGAUGGACAGCGAAAUCGGGAACACCGACCUAAAUGCGGCAACCAUCCGUGGCCAUGUCUCUGUUGUGGAACGGCGGUUUCCUUUGGUCAAGCUUGUGCACCGUCGGAUGAUGCGCAAGAAGCCCCCUCGGCCACCAUCUGAUGGUGUUGAGAAAGACGGGAUGCUGAUGGACAACAAGAUCGGGAACACCGCCCUACAUGCGGCGAUCAUAGGUGGCCAUGUCUCUGUUGUGGAACGGCUUCUGUCGUCGGCUCCCAAACUGGUGACCAUGACCAACCGAUAUUGCGUUUCUGCGCUCUACAUGGCGGCCGAGAGGGAUUUGCCAGAUAUUGUGGAGAAAAUACUGGCAGUCUCCGACGAAGAAGUCUCGCACGAAGGGCCUCGUGAUCAGACGGCACUACACGCUGCUGUACUUAGAAGCCACAAAAUAACAAAUAUGAUACUAGACAAGAAUAUUCCUUCGUGUCUGAGACAUCAAGAUGAAGACUCCAAAAGCACUCCGCUUCACUUUGCAGCGGCCCAGGGAGAUGUUGCCAUGCUGCGGUUGCUUCUGGAACGAGAUGCCACUGCAGGUUACAUGAAGGACGAACAUGGUUUCGCCAUCAUCCACAUCGCAGCAAGUGUAGGCGACCGGAACAUGAUCGAGGAGAUUUUGGUGCGUUGCCCUGAUGCCUUGGAACAGAAGAACAACAAAGGACGCAACUUUGUUCAUGUGGCCGUCAAGAAGAAGAAUCUAAAUGUGGUGGAGUACGUUCUCAAUUCUUCUCCCUCGGCCAAAGAGCUCCUCAAUGAACAAGAUCGUGUAGGAAACACGCCUUUGCAUCUUGCGGUUCUUGCAAAAGACCAGAAGAUGAUUCGAGUGUUGUUAAGCAGUCGAAUCGCGAACUCUGCCCUCAUGAACAGCUCAGGUUUCACACCGGUCGACCUUGCUUCCUUGAAUUUCAGAACAGGAGUCAGCCUUCGGAUGUAUAACAUUAUGACAGAUUUAAUCUCAUACGGUUCGCGUUUCAGUCCGCAACGAGUCGAUCACAUAAGAAACCACAUGCGGAAAAGUCAAGAUGAAGAAAUAGAUCGGUAUCGAGCAUUGACCAACAAUCUUGCUAUCGUUGCUGUGCUCAUCGCAACAGUCACCUUCGCAGCUGCAUUCACCUUACCAGGAGGAUACAGGAACGAUUCUGGAUCAGAUGAAGGGAUGGCCAUUCUAUCGAGCAGAGCUGCCUUCAAGGCAUUCUUGAUCUCAGACACCUUAGCCAUGGCUAGCUCCAUCACAGUAGCACUCGUACUGAUAUAUUCUGGUUCUCUAGAUCAUGAUGUCCGGUUGCAGUCCCUUAUGACUGCAAUGAAGUUAGUGUGGGUUGCAGUUGGCUCCCUCAGUGUGGCAUUUGCUACCGGCGUGUACUCUGUCGUUGGGCCCGACUCUGAGUGGGUUGCAAUUCUUGUGAUCCUAAUAGUUUGCAGUCCGCCAUUGGUUGCCAUUCUCGUUGCUUAUCGGCAUUCCUCGGGCUACUUAAAGAUGAAGUUAGGUUACUCGUUGGGUCAGAAGAGGGUUAACCGAGAUCCUGCUACAGGUGGGAAUUCUAAGUCAGUGCAUUUGAGGAUAUUACAACGGGAAUUUAUUAGAUCUCAGACCUUUGAUCACAUGAAAUUUACAACACCCCACAACUCACAGCCGGCCCAAGCACUUUCGCCAUCAGCUUCGCAAAUACCUUCAGCUUCGCCAUCAUCUUCGCAAAUACUUUCGCUACCACCUUCGCCAACAACCAUUAGGAACUCCCCAAUCUAAUACUUUCGCUACCACCUUCGCCAACAACCAUUAGGAACUUCCCAAUCUAAUGACAAUAAUGGAAAAUAAUCUCUAAUUGAUUUCAAUCAAUUGAGAUUUAUUAUAUUUGACAUCACAAUCCAUAUCGAUAUUAAUCAAAUAGUAAAAAAUAAUAUUUUCAAGUCUAUUAUAUUACUAUGUUUACGAUUGUAUGUCAUAUUUAGUCUUUCCUUUAUGGUUUUAGACAACUUGUAUAAAUAAAUCUAUUGGCUUUUAAUAAUAAUAUAAUCAAAAAGUUUUAUAUUAUUUAUUUCCUCUAUUUAUUAUUUUCUACAUGGUAUCAAAGCCAUGAUCCUUCAUUUCUUCUCCAUCUGCUUUCUCCAUCUUCUUUAAUUUCUUCUGCUCACAAUCAUAGCAGCUUUGUUUAGCUCUUCUUCAGGGUCGGCACUAGGGGGACCGCUAAGGUAGCGGAUCUACCUUUUUUUUGUUUAGCUCUUCUUCAUAUCCUUCUCUAUCUCCAGCAAAUAGCCCUCUACCUUCUAGAUUUCUUCCAAAGUCUCUUUGUCGUUCUUUGUCAAUUUCGACGCCGACAUCCUUUGUUGCUAAUUUCGGCACCGACAUCCUUUGUUGCCGAUUUCGGUGUCGACGUUCUUUGCUGCUGAUUUCGGCGCUGACGUCCUUUGCUGCCAUUUUUGGCACCGACAAUCCGGGGGUUCCAUCACCGCUACUUUUCAUCCAUUUCGAUGUCAGAUACUCAACGACAUCAAGGUGGCCAAAAGUAAAGUUUAGACCGAUGUCAAACUUGUCAUAUCGUUGGUCAUACUGGUAUUCAUUGCUCUAGAAGAUUUGAUUGGUCUUAUAGUCAGAGAAAAUGUCAAAUUUGUCUCAGAACUGGGCAUAUUCGUAUUCAAUGUUCUAAAAGAUUUGACUCAAAUUUUGCUGGUGGUCCUGCAGCAUUGAGACAACCAACUAUUUCAUAAGGAGAGCAUGCAUCUUCAAAUCGACCACCACCUUCUUGGCAUUCUACAGCCCAGUCAUCUCAUUCUGGAGCAUUAUAUUCUCAUAUUCUAUCUCUCCAAGUAUAGUUUCAUCGACUCUUGAGAACCCAAGAUGACAUCCAGAUUCUGGAGCAACUCAUCAUGUUACACUGGAGUAUAAUAUUCUCAUAGAAGCUUCACCUUAUGAUGGACCCGACAUGGUACAAAUAGGUAAUGACUCAGGUUUGUAAAUUACUCACAUUGGGAAUACAUCUUUUUACUCAUGUGAUCGAACUUUUCGUAUGCACAACACUCUUCAUGUUCCUUCUAUCACCAAAAAAUUACUUUCUGUGCGUCAAUUUGCUCUUGAUAAUAAUGUGUUCUUUGAAUUUCAUCCUCAUCAUUGUCUUGUGAAGGAUCUCACAACAAGAAAUAUUCUACUCCGAGGAAAUAUUAAAGACGGUCUUUAUUAUCUUCAGCCCACCUAUACUAAUGCGUUUGUUGGAGAACGCACUGAUAAAUUUUCUUGGCACGCACGUCUUGGUCAUCUGUCUCUACAUGUUGUUCAGAAUAUCAUUGACCAGUAUGGUUUUCCAAUUUCUAUAGUCUCCUCUUCUCAUUUAUGUGAAGCUUGCAUGAAAGCAAAAUCUCAUAAAUUACCUUUUGUGUCUUCUUCUUGCACUUCUAGUUUUCCUUUAGAAAUUAUUCACUCUAAUGUGUGGGGUCCUGCUCCUAUUCUAUCUAAUCAAGGUUUUCUUUAUUAUGUUAUUUUUAUUAACAAUUUCAGCAAGUUUACUUAAUUGGAUUUUUCCUAUAAAAAGAAAGUCUGAUCUCUUUGAUAUUUUUUACCCUUUUAAAAACAAGUUGAGCGCUAUUUUGAUCGUAAAAUCCUCUCCCUUCAUUUUGAUUGGGGUGGAGAGUAUCAAGCGCUUCAUCGUCAUCUUACUUCCUCUGGCAUCAUCCAUCGAGUCUCUUGUCCCCAUACUCCUGAACAAAAUGGAUUCGUCGAAAGAAAACAUCAUCAUAUGGUUGAAACUGUCUUAGCUCUUCUUAAUCAUGCCUCGGUUCCACUUAAAUUUUAGGAUGAUGUCGUCCAAACCACAGUAUACCUUAUCAAUCGUUUACCCACUCCACUACUUCAAAAUAAGUGUCCCUUGGAAAGACUUUAUAAUUGUCUUCCAGAUUACUCUCUCUUUCGUAUCUUUGCACUACAAGAAAAAUCCUCAUAGACAUCGGUGGACACAACAGCGGUUUUAAGCAAAUUUCGAUGUCUUUGAGUAUUUUACAU
This is a messenger RNA of Zingiber officinale, 4600 nucleotides long. Its product is annotated as ankyrin repeat-containing protein At2g01680-like. Gene Ontology annotation, molecular function: protein phosphatase regulator activity; protein phosphatase 1 binding. The record is from RefSeq and is a predicted model, not a curated record. The transcript is spliced from 3 exons. Gene Ontology annotation, cellular component: plasma membrane. The coding region runs from base 44 to 2356 and encodes 770 amino acids. NCBI's taxonomy places the organism in Eukaryota, Viridiplantae, Streptophyta, Magnoliopsida, Zingiberales, Zingiberaceae.